AUGGAGACCGGCAGUCCGGACGGCUUGUUACGCCUUCAAGCAGCCAGUGUCCCUUACCCCAGCACCGAGGAGACGACGCACUUGUCUACCGAGUGGCUACAGCAGAUUACUCCAGAGUCAUCGUUACAUAUGCCCUUGGCCAUGGUCCUGGAUCAGGACGCCCCGCAUCAGUCCACACCCGACCUCGACCUCAUCAGCGAGCUCAUCAGCUAUUCCACAAGCGAUGUCCUGUGGGAAUCAUACCUGGAGCCCAUGACCGUCCCUCCCCUGAGUCACUCUCCGCGCAAAUCCUCCAGUUGCGGGCGCAACAUCCCCCUUGUCUCUCUAUGCCCAGGGCAGCCACGGCAUUGGGGGGAAGAUUGGAGCGGCCAGAUGCGCCUCAGCCUGCAGCAAUUCGAGCAGACGCUCAAUUCCCGAGAGCCGUGGAAUACCAGCAGCACUGAGUCCAGUGCCUCCUCGAUCGCCACACCCCCGGCCGUAGACCCUAUUACGGACACCACGCGCGAUAACCUCCUGGUGGUGACUCAACUACUACUGAUGCAGACCCGCAACAUCCACUCGCGGGAACAUAGCAGCCACGGCCGAAGACUCAGUCCACUCAACCUCACCAUCGUGACCCUACCUCCAGCCAAGGCGCUAGAUGACCUACUACGAGCCCAGGUCUCCUGCUUCGAGCAGUAUUUUGGCCUGUCGAGCGAGGAGCUGCAAGACCCAAACACGCUCAUGCAUGAUCUUCCGCACGACGUCAAGGCAGCUGGCAUACUACUUCUGCUGAUGAUCGCGAUCGGGGCCACAGCUUCCCCGGCCCCAGAACUGCAUAUCUUCGCGACCGGCUUGGCGGAGACGUGUCGCACUGCAUUGUCCGAUAUGAUGGAAGGAGACGUGGCCAGCACGAGGCCGGAUAUCGUGUCUCAUUGCGCUCUUUUGCUGCUUUAUCUGGGGAUGUGGUCUGGUGAACGAUGGCUCAUGCGGUUACUACACCGAAAACCUCCUUCUCUUGACAACGGCGACACUCCUAGCCUUCUUAGCAGCAGUCUAGGCCUCAACCAACAAUGGGCGCAAUGGAAGGAGGAGGAGAUGAACUCGCGGCUCACGUACGCGUGGGUCGUAACAGAUCAAGAAUGGAGCCUGUUCUACGACACUCCACUCAGCUUCUCCGUGGACACGCUGACCGAGUCACUACCCGCCGACGACCGACUGUGGAAGGCGGGCUCCGAGAGUGACUGGGCACGUCUCGCGCCCGAGGUCUUCGCGACGCAACCCCCGAUCUGCCUGCGCGACCUGUAUACCUGCUUCAUGAACGGCGAGCUGCGCCCCGGGCGAGGCACGCGGCUGCCCCUGCAUUAUCUGCGCCUGCUGCUCGUCCCUUUGCAUGGGAUGGUCUGUCACCUGCGCCAGUGGCUGCAGUCCUUCCCUAACUGCCCGGUGCGCUGGCGCAAAAGCACCCAGGGGCUGUCUAACCCGGCCAUCCACGCCCAGCUCGACCAGGUGCAGGCCCUGCUGCCCGAAUGGUUCAACCUGGCCGUGCACUCGGCCAACACCAACUCGCCCGCCGGCCUGGCCAUGCUGGUCAUGUACCACCUGAUCGCGCUGAACGCGAUGGCGAGCUUCCCCAGCAUCGAGGCCGCGCUGCUGCGGGGGCCCCCCGCGCGCCCGGAGGCCCCCAACCCACGGGGAUCGGGCCCGUGCCCGCUGGGCGCCUGCCCGGCGACCAUCGCCCAUGACAGCGAGGAGGAGGCGCUCGUCCACUGCGGCCAGAUCCUGCGCCUGGUGCGCCUGAUGCCCCCGGCGGACCAGCCGCUCUGGUGGUCCGCCGUGGUGUACCGCGUCGCCCUGAUCACCAUGUUCCUGUCGAUGAAGCGCCACCCGCACGACUGGCUGCCGGCGCUCAUGCUGGGCCCCGUCGAGGCCGCCAGCCUCGCCUCCUCCUCGACCACCAGCAGCUCCAGCGGCGCUAGCUCCAGCAGCAUCAUCUCCAUGAUGAGCAGCUCCGCCUCCGCCUCCGUCAGCGACCGCGGCGCCACCGUGCCCCCGCAGCUCCGGUCCGUCGUUCUGAACGACGUCCCGGCCGACCACCCCGCCCUGCUGAACUUCAUCAAGUACAAGGAGGGGGAGCCCGUCCUCGCCGAUCGCGACGGCCAGCUGGUGGAGUUGCGCCGCCCCCGCGAGGUCCUGCGGCUGUACAUCGACCUCGCCGACGUGCAGUACCGGCCUGUGCUCCGGGCCACGCGGUUCCAAGCUAGCGUCAAGGAUUCUUUGGAGCAAUUGGCUGACCUGUGGGGGUAUUUAUCUCCGGCCUGA
This is a messenger RNA of Aspergillus aculeatus ATCC 16872, 2301 nucleotides long. RefSeq lists its product as uncharacterized. The transcript is spliced from 3 exons. The coding region runs from base 1 to 2301 and encodes 766 amino acids. NCBI's taxonomy places the organism in Eukaryota, Fungi, Ascomycota, Eurotiomycetes, Eurotiales, Aspergillaceae. The record is from RefSeq and is a predicted model, not a curated record.